AUGGGUUUCACUGAGUGUGUAGCCUUCAAUGACAUUAGUCCUCAGGCUCCAACUCACUUUCUGGUGGUCCCCAAAAAGCCCAUUGUUCAGCUGGCGACAGCAGAUGACUCUGACGCUGCCCUGUUGGGCCAUUUGAUGAUUGUUGCAAAGAAGUGUGCAGAGAAGGUGGGCCUGUCGAAGGGCUUCAGGAUCGUCAUCAACGAUGGUGCGGACGGAGGUCAGUCAGUCUAUCAUCUCCAUGUCCAUGUUCUAGGAGGGCGCCAGUUGCGUUGGCCCCCCGGUUAAUCAGCUUCUCCCAUCAAAGCCGCCAGCCUUCUCACUCAUCAUCGUCCAGCCAGUAUUGAUUUACUUGUGACUUUUGCAGCUGUCAGUCUGUCAUGUGAAACAAGAGUCAGACAAAAACUGUAAGUUUGUCGUGGAAAUAAAAUGCACCUCAGAGCA
This is a messenger RNA of Thalassophryne amazonica, 441 nucleotides long. Its product is annotated as histidine triad nucleotide-binding protein 1-like. Gene Ontology annotation, cellular component: nucleus; cytoplasm. Lineage: Eukaryota; Metazoa; Chordata; Actinopteri; Batrachoidiformes; Batrachoididae. The transcript is spliced from 3 exons. Gene Ontology annotation, molecular function: hydrolase activity. Gene Ontology annotation, biological process: purine ribonucleotide catabolic process. The coding region runs from base 1 to 285 and encodes 94 amino acids. The record is from RefSeq and is a predicted model, not a curated record.